Messenger RNA from Drosophila santomea, 645 nucleotides. Its product is annotated as mucin-13. Bases 154 to 645 code for a protein of 163 amino acids. The transcript has a single exon. Lineage: Eukaryota; Metazoa; Arthropoda; Insecta; Diptera; Drosophilidae. The record is from RefSeq and is a predicted model, not a curated record.
UUCGGCAAUACGAAAAGUUCUAUUCAAUCGAUUUGUUGUCACAGCUGUCGAUCAUCCUUACAAUGGGGCCGUUGACUGUACGAGUGGUAUAAAAGCGUUAGCCAUCAUCCGGAGAUCAUCAACCAAGCCCAUCCAUUCAAGGCAAUCAAAGCUAUGAGGACGAGCACACUACUUUUGAGCCUUGGCCUUUUGGUCCUGUGCUUCUCGAGGUACAGUUUCGCCGAGGACGAUCCCACCGAUGGAAGCACCACGCCCACUGAUGGAAGCACCACGCCCACUGACGGAAGCACCACGCCCACUGAUGGAAGCACCACGCCCACUGACGGAAGCACCACGCCCACUGAUGGAAGCACCACUCCCACUGACGGAAGCACCACGCCCACUGAUGGAAGCACCACUCCCACUGACGGAAGCACCACUCCCACUGGCACCUCUCCUUCAGCGAGCGAUAGCACCAGUCCUUCAGCAGGAUCCCCCGACAGCCCCAACAGCAGCCCCUCCGACAGCGGCAGCAGCAACAACAGCAGCAACGCCAACCGCAACAACCGCCGGAUGCGCCGCCAGCGGGCUCAGCGACGACGUCAGCGCCGUGCUGCUAAGCGCAGGAAGAACCGCCGCAACAACAGGAACAACAGGGUUGGCUAA